GGGUUAUAGCUCAGUCAUGUGACUUUUUUAGAGAGUGCCCGCGUAAGACCAAAAACUAGAGAACAAAAGUCUUUAUACUCUCUUGCUCUUCUCUUCUUCUAUUGCUUUGUUAUUGUGUGAUUGAUUAUUGGAGAGAGAGAGAAAGAAAGUGAGAGGUUGAGAGAUACCCACCUCAGUUUUCGCUUUCUAGCUAGGAAACAGGUUGAAGAGAGAAGUAAUCUUAGAGAGAGAAAGAGAGUUACUUCUGUUCCGAGGAGAAAGAAACAAAGAAAGAAAGCUAUAUUUAUUCCAAAGAAGAAAGAAAGAAAGAAAAGAGAUCUAAGAUUUGAUGAUAAUAUAGGAGAGGAGAAAGGGUUCACAACACUAGUAGUUGAAAAAAAAGAAAAAAAUUGGAGAAAGAGAGAAAAAGGAACAUCGUCAGUUGUGGCUACUACAAGGAGGCUGCCUUCAGAUUCUGGUGCCUUUGCAGACUGGGUGGCUUCAUCCUCCUCUGCAGCAGCCGCAGCCGCAGCCGCAGCAGCUGCAGCUGGCCGUCCCACUGUUCCAGACGAUUUAUCACUGAGCUUCAAUGCUGGGCCCACAGCCGGAGCCACCUCCUCCGCUAUGUGGUCCGGUCCAUCUUCAAGGUCCAUCAACUACGGUCUUCCACCCGAGAUGGGCAUGGUGGGUCUUCGAGACGUCUUCGUCGUCGCACCAGCCUCUUCUUUCCACCACAACAACCACCAUCCCCACCACCAUCUCCACCACAACCUCAACCACGACCCAAACCUCAUCUCCGACCACUCUCUCAACGGCUCCAACCCUGCCACAGCCCUCGGCGUCGGCGUUGGUGUUGGCGUAAUCCCAUUACUAACAGCAGCUCCUUGUCUCGGUCCAUCACAUCUCGAUGAAGCUACCGAGGCCAAUGCACUAGGUUCUUCCUCAGCUGCGGCUCGAAGCCGAAAUGGCGGGAUUCAGCUGUGGCAAAGUCAGGCUCAACAGGCGGCUGCUGUCUCGGCAGCUCAAACUCAACUCCAUCCGCAUUUCUUUAAGAAGCCCUCGAUUCACGACCACGGAAACAGCGAAAUCGGGGGCAAUUUGGUAAUUCAGAGCGGUGGAGGAGGCGGAAUUAAUGUCGGGUCUGGAUCGACGUCGUCCUCCACAGCAACGUGUCAAGAUUGUGGGAACCAAGCCAAAAAAGACUGUACCCAUAGAAGGUGUAGAACUUGUUGCAAGAGUCGAGGUUUCGACUGCUCCACGCACGUGAAGAGCACAUGGGUCCCGGCCGCUCGGAGGAGAGAGCGUCAGCUCAUGACUUCGGCCGGUCCUGGUGGCGGAACCGGACCUGGGUCUUCCGGGUCGACUUCGGGUGCAAAGAAACCUAGACUCAUUGCCUCCCAAACCACUUCUCACACUUCUACUUCCAACACUACUCCCCCUAGAAGCUUCGAUACCAGCUCAAGUCACCAAGAUGCGAGCUUCAAAGAAACGUUGCCGGGUCAAGUACGUGCACCGGCGGUUUUCAAGUGCGUACGAGUGACGGCUGUGGAGGAUGGAGAAGACGAGUAUGCUUAUCAAGCGGUUGUUAAGAUCGGUGGUCAUGUUUUCAAAGGCUUUUUAUACGAUCAAGGUGUCGAAACAACAACCCGCGAUAAUAGUACUUUUCCAAAUCUUUCAGAAUUGCAUUUGGGUGGCGGAGGAGGAAGAAAUGGGGCGUCUUCUUCGUCGCCAAUGCUCGAUCCCUCCGAUGUCUACGCAGCCUCCACAGCAGGUUUGCUCGGAGGUUCCACCUAUGGUAAUCCAAUAAAUUAAUCAAAAAUUGUUGCACUUAUUGGGAAUGAAAAUAACAUUCUUAUUGUAUUUUUUGAAAUCUUAUUUUCAUUCCUUCACAUUUUGUUUUUCCCUACUAAUUAAUGAUUUUAUGUUGAUCAA
Cannabis sativa is the source of this 1911-nucleotide messenger RNA. Its product is annotated as protein LATERAL ROOT PRIMORDIUM 1. The coding region runs from base 604 to 1791 and encodes 395 amino acids. Gene Ontology annotation, molecular function: DNA-binding transcription factor activity; DNA binding. The record is from RefSeq and is a predicted model, not a curated record. Lineage: Eukaryota; Viridiplantae; Streptophyta; Magnoliopsida; Rosales; Cannabaceae. Gene Ontology annotation, cellular component: nucleus. The transcript is spliced from 3 exons. Gene Ontology annotation, biological process: positive regulation of DNA-templated transcription.